AUGAAUAAUAAUCUUAGACAUUAAAAAGAAACCUACUUGUAAGAGGAAAUUUUAGAUAAAGGAAUCGACCCUAAUCACUUUCAGGAGUUUUGUGAAAAAAUAAAAGGAGAAGAGAGUGAUAUUGAUAAAUGGACUUUUGAAGAUAUUGUGCAGUUGGUCAAUUAGUAUAAGAUUGAGCAUUUUACAACUGAUUUUAAUAAACCAGCAAAUGAUUUGAUUCUAGGUUGGAACUGA
Paramecium tetraurelia is the source of this 234-nucleotide messenger RNA. RefSeq lists its product as uncharacterized. The transcript has 2 exons. Lineage: Eukaryota; Ciliophora; Oligohymenophorea; Peniculida; Parameciidae. The record is from RefSeq and is a predicted model, not a curated record.